GUCUGUAGCCUGUACUAGUGUGUUUUCAAACGAACUGAUAAUAAUACAAUAUACGAAGAGGCUAAAAACCACUUUACAGCACAAAACUUGAAACACGAAUUUAAAAGUUUUCCAACAUAUAAAUAUCUUUGAUUAUGUUUACUUUGAAGAAUAAAUUGUUUUUGUCAUCUAUCAAGCACGCCUAAACUCCUUAACGUCUGAAGCUGGAAAAGUUCAAAUCAUUGGACAUUGGUAACCAAAUAGAAGUCACUUUAUUUUUGUGUCUGAACCCAGGAUAUCUUUUAAACCGCCGAACCGAUUUCUUCGUGUAGCAACUCUAUAGAUCAGAAAUUGUACCUAAAAGGUUCUUUCUUAGGCAAAAAUUUUUAAAAAAUCACCCACUCCCCUUCCAAAAAUACCUCCAAAAAGUGUACAUAUUUUAAAAGCUGUAAAAGCUUACUAUUGGAUAGUGGCAUGCCUAACAAAUGAACCAUCCAAAUUCCCUCCACUCGAUUCGCGGUGUUAUAACUAGUGUUUAUUGCUCUACGUUCAAACUGCUAUAGGUUUUAGCUGAAUAUAAAGCUUACACGAGGAGAAGACAUAGAUAACACAGUUAUAAAAUCAACAAGUUCAACGUCAAAGCCAAAACACACACGACCGUAUUGGAGUAGACGUUUCCGGUCAACAGCUGAAAAAACAAACGUAUUUUUUUAUUUUUCAGUCACUGUUGAAUUUGCGUUUUACGCGCGAGACACAAACAAGUGUGUCAAGUCAAGUACAAGGUGAUUGUGUGGUAAUCGGAUUAAAAAAAAAAAAACAUGUACCGUUUUUUAAAGCCUUUGCGGCCAAGCCAAGCCAAGCCAAGCCGGCCAGGCCUGGCGUGCUGUUUCAUCGUGUCACCGGCCGUUUACUGUAUGGAUUGACAAGGAGUCAUCCGCACCAUGAACGCGUUGCUCUUCAAUGACGGCUGGAUAACUAUGGACAUUUCCAUCAAGGACCCGGCCACACACACUGCGGUGCCCAGUAAAGUACUUUUCGAAGGACCCGUGACCCCGGACAACGUGGACGUGAAACUCUGGCUCAUGUCGGUCAUGUUGAGCUGCAAGUACGCCGAAAUAGUUUGGUGGUACGUGGAAGCGAUACGUCUGAUUUUGGGGGAGGGCCGCCAGGCAACGACACUCGUGUACUUGCGGACGACCCUGCAGAAAAUCAAAAAAAUUCGGCCCCCGCUGAUGCGCAUGAUGAGCGCCUUGACGUUCGUCAACUACACGGACGUGACGGUGACCGUGUCCAAGUUCGAGCAUGAUCUUUGGCUGUUGAUAACGCACAUGGACGCUUUCUAUGAAAACCGCGAGUUCGUUGUGGAGCCGUUACCGCAAACCCUGACGAGGUUUUUCGAUUUGUUGAGCAAACUGAACGAAUCGUUUGAUAGCGCGUUCCAGACGUAUUCACUGACAGUGAUCGAAUUCGUAAGCGGAUUUUGCUACGUUCAGUUCGUGCCAAACAGAGAAAACUUCGAGCAUUAUCACAGACAGUUGCAACCCCUAUUACCACGAAAAAUGGGUCUGUGCGACUUCCUGACUCACUGUACUCGACUCUUCGAUCCAGGAAAACAUAAAAUAUUACUUCAACGACCUCGGUUUCAUAGCUCGUACCUCGUAACCCCUAGGAUUCACUACAGUAUCUUAUUAAGCGACCUACCGAAUACAAACAUUCUCUGCCAUCACUGCCAUCAUUUACUACUCGCUGUUAUUUUUUGAAAUAAUAAUAUCGAAACACUAAUCAAGACGAAAUAAUUAUUAUUUUUAUAUAAAAUUAAAUUAAUUUAAAUAAAAAACU
Molecule: messenger RNA, 1818 nt
Organism: Adelges cooleyi (spruce gall adelgid)
Lineage: Eukaryota; Metazoa; Arthropoda; Insecta; Hemiptera; Adelgidae
Exons: 3
Coding region: 921-1739 (272 amino acids)
Source: RefSeq, a predicted model, not a curated record